GAAGGUCUACAAUGGUUCAAGAUGUUUGUGAAUGUCCACCGUUUACGAAAAUGCAGACUGCGACAUCUAAUGACAAUGUGCUUUGUGAUGUUGAUGGUCACAGUAUACUGGGAAACUCUUGACAAUAGCAUAUUGAGCCAUAUUAAAUCCUACUCUCUCCGUCGCCUGUUUACCAGCUUUGACUACAUCAGCGCUAAUUUAAAGAUUAGCCACGAGGAAGCACGCAAGUUCAGCAACCACCGAUACUUGAUAAACCAUGAGCAGAAAUGCGCUGGCCAAAAUGUUCUUCUGCUGCUGUUUGUAAAGACUUCGCCAGAGAACUUUGAGAGAAGGCAGGCCAUUCGGUCAACAUGGGGGAAUGAGGUAUAUAUAGAGGAAACCCUUGGUGCGACUGUGAGAGUGUUGUUCGCCUUGGGCCUCCAUCCUCAGCCUGUGCAGAGGAGGAAGCUCCAGCGGCAGCUGCAGGAGGAAAAUGAGCGCUACCAUGAUCUCAUCCAACAGGACUUUUUUGACACCUUCCACAAUUUGACCCUCAAGCUAUUGCUGCAGAUGAGCUGGACACACUUCUAUUGCUGCCAUGCCCGUUUCCUCAUGUCGGCUGACGAUGACAUCUUUGUGCACUUGCCCAACCUGAUCCGCUACCUCCAAGAGGCUGACAAGGCAGGCGUCAAGGACUUCUGGAUUGGAAAGGUACAUCGAGGAUCUCCACCUGUUCGCAGCAAGGAGAGCAAGUACUAUGUUUCUCAGGAGAUGUAUCCCUGGUCAAUUUACCCUGAUUACACACCUGGUGCUGGUUAUGUCCUAUCAAAAGAUGUGGCUUCCAGAGUCUACCAAGCAUCCCUCACACUAAACUCCUCUAUUCAUAUUGAUGACGUCUUCUUGGGCAUUUGUGCCAAUGCAAUGGGGAUUUCACCCCAGGAUCAUGUCUUCUUCUCAGGAGAGGGUAGGGCUCCUUACCACCUUUGCAUCUACAACCAGAUGAUGACUUCACAUGGACAUGAAGAAGACUUCCACGAGCUCUGGAGACACGCAACAGAUCCUGAGGUACAGAAGGUAUCUUCAGGACUUUUUGGAAGGCUAUACUGCACAGUAGCUAAAGUCAGACUACUCUGUAUUUCACACCUUUUUGUAUCCUACCCAUGCAAAGCAGCUUUUCUGUGA
Molecule: messenger RNA, 1161 nt
Organism: Electrophorus electricus (electric eel)
Lineage: Eukaryota; Metazoa; Chordata; Actinopteri; Gymnotiformes; Gymnotidae
Gene: b3gnt5b
Product: UDP-GlcNAc:betaGal beta-1,3-N-acetylglucosaminyltransferase 5b
Biological process (GO): protein O-linked glycosylation
Cellular component (GO): Golgi membrane
Molecular function (GO): N-acetyllactosaminide beta-1,3-N-acetylglucosaminyltransferase activity
Source: RefSeq, a predicted model, not a curated record